Trichophyton rubrum CBS 118892 is the source of this 774-nucleotide messenger RNA. RefSeq lists its product as uncharacterized. The transcript has a single exon. Gene Ontology annotation, molecular function: nucleic acid binding. The record is from RefSeq and is a predicted model, not a curated record. Lineage: Eukaryota; Fungi; Ascomycota; Eurotiomycetes; Onygenales; Arthrodermataceae. Bases 1 to 774 code for a protein of 257 amino acids.
AUGGCCUCCGAUAACGAAGAAUACUCUGUACCACAGGCUUUCGGUGCCGGUAUAAAAAGAAAACGUGUUUCAUUCAUUCCAUCCAAGGAUACAGCUACUCUCUCUACAACUUCUGCCCCCGUCACAGUUUCUUCCUCGCCUGCGCCUGGAGCGUCGUCCAUAGCAGAUAAAUACCUCUCUAUCGUACUCCCAUCGAGUAGUCAGUCGGAUUCUCUCUUGCCAAACCGUGCUUCCACGGAUACGAAGCUAUGCGAGGUUUGUCAUCUCCCGUUAAAGGGUACUCCUAAGCGUCCGAAGCAGGAUUGUGAAAAGGAUACCCAGGAUUCAACCAGCGAGUCGGCAGUCCCUGUGCCGCAUGAGGCUUCUCUAGCGCAUCAAGUAUGCCUCCCACAUUCCCAUCCACCAUCCGCCAUUGAUCGGAAAGGGAAAGGCUACAGGUACCUCUCCUCUUAUGGCUGGGACCCCGAUUCUCGCACCGGCCUAGGGCCCACUGGGUCAGGUAUUCAGAUUCCACUCAAACCAAAAAUCAAGAAUGACACAAUCGGGUUAGGAGUAGGCUCUUGGAGAGAUGAAAUAGAGAAUACGGGAGGGAAGCGGCAUGAACGCAGACUUAAGCAACUACGGGAAAAGGAGGAAGCUAAUAGGGUAAAAAACGCCCCUAAGCUGAAUGCAAAACAAAUUCGGCUACAGGAGGAAGCGAAGAGGAAGCAAGGGGAGAAGCUUCGGGAUGUUUUCUACCGGAGUGAGGAUAUGGAGAAGUACUUAGGAAGUUGA